AUGGAUAUCCAUAAACAGCUCCUGAAAUUUGACUAUGAACAAUCAUUUACCUCACUAGUAAGCUCGUUAGAGACUAAUGGUAUUUCAACUGUGGAUCUACUUCUUUUUUCAUUAAAUGAUAGAGUUGGAUCUGUGCAGUUAUCUAAAAAAUUGGGGAGAUCAAUACGGGAAGUAGACGAUUUCCUUGGUCUACUAAGCCAAGAGUUUGCAAGAAACAUUUUGAGUAAUAGCGUUGUUGAUUUAAGGAAAUCGAAGGAUGCUUUAAUGAUAUCUACUGGGUUGCCACAUAUCGACAGACAAUUGCGCGGAGGCAUACGGUUUGGGGAGAUAACAGAAAUUUUUGGUGCCAGUGGAUGUGGAAAGUCGCAAUUACUUCUCCAACUAUUAGUCAACAUGCAUAAGCAGUCGCCUCAAAGCUUAGGUAUCUACAUAUCGACCGAGGCACCCCUCGAAACUAGAAGGUUGAAGGAAAUGAGCACUUUCGAUUCGACGUUCAUGAGUAGAGUUUCGUCUAUAUAUUGUCAAGAUCUUGAAACCCAGGAUCAUGUCAUUUUCACUCAAUUACCUAUAGAGUUAGAGAGAACUAAAGGAAAUACAAAACUAGUUCUAAUUGACAGUAUUGCCCACCAUUUAAGAAGAGAAGAUUUGAUCACUAAUCUCACAUAUCUAGAAAACAGAGUCAAAGAACAAGAACUUGAAUUUGAAGACGACAAAUACUAUAAUGAAGUUAAAGAGAGACAUAGGAAGGUCAUGAAAAGCUUUUUUAAAUCUACUGCCAGGUAUGAAAAAUGGAUGCUCAAAACUCAAUAUAUAGCACUCUUGCAUAAGCAUUUAACUAAAUUGGCACAAACCUUUAAUAUUUCGAUUGUUGUUGCUAACCAGGUAAGUGACCAUACUGACAGUAAUCAUGAUUUACUAUCCUAUGAUGGGAUUUCAUAUCCACUUAAUCUAGAUAUGCAGUUGGGAUUUUUUUCAGGAUGGGAUAAUAAAACAAUUCUAGAAUAUCAUCGAUCUAUGAUCGGUGAGCACUCUGUAUAUUUGAAGAACUUCACGGAUCACUUUACGCAAAUUCUUCUGACCACAAGGAGUAGAAACAAGAGACAAAGACUCGAUGGCACAGCUGAGGCAAGCCCCAAAUCCAAAGCUCUUUGCGCUAAUAUUGAAGAUGAGUCCCAACUAACAUCACUUCUUCAAAUAGAGAGUUCCCAGACGAAAAAAUAUGUCCCCGCUCUAGGUUACCAAUGGAAUAAAUUGAUUUCAACGAGAAUCAUGUUAAUGAAAUCAUACCAACCAGUGUUUCACAAGAAUAGACUAAACAUUAAUGGAAUUAGUGAUAUAAAUAUGACGGCUAGAAAUAGCAAUAGCAGUAGCCAAGAUUACGAGGACGCUCACAUCCUCAAGAAUCUGAUAGAUGGAUGGGAACCAAGAAGGUACAUGAAGGUGAUAUCAAAUUUGGUUGAUGUUUCCAACUGUAGCAAUUAUUAUAAGAUACCUUUCAGUAUUUCGACCACGGGCUUGAUUGAAAAUCGUAAUUAG
Molecule: messenger RNA, 1536 nt
Organism: Priceomyces carsonii
Lineage: Eukaryota; Fungi; Ascomycota; Pichiomycetes; Serinales; Debaryomycetaceae
Gene: RAD57
Product: putative DNA-dependent ATPase
Exons: 1
Coding region: 1-1536 (511 amino acids)
Biological process (GO): chromosome organization involved in meiotic cell cycle; DNA repair; mitotic recombination
Cellular component (GO): condensed nuclear chromosome
Molecular function (GO): DNA strand exchange activity; ATP hydrolysis activity; single-stranded DNA binding
Source: RefSeq, a predicted model, not a curated record